UCCAGAGAAUUGAAACCAACAACUGAGCUGAGACAGUAGCAGUAGGUUACACCGAGUCUUAGUAGUAAUAUCAAAGAUCUUCCUCUCUGGUAUGUAUCGAAUUCGCUGUAGUAAUGUGGCUGAAACUAUAGAACUUUUGAAUCAAAAAAAGUUAAGUUGUCUAAUCUGUGUAGGUUUACUGGAUCCGCUGAGUAUUCCCUGUGGACAGAGUUACUGUAAAAUCUAUAAUGGUAACUGGGUUCAGGAUCACCAAAAUGAUCCCUUCCACAUCUGCCUUAAGUGCAGACAGACGUACACCCCAAGACCUGAACUAUAUAGAAACACCAAGCUUGAUGAAGUGGUGGAAAAAAUAGAAAAGACUGGACUGCAAGCUGAUGACACUGGAUCUGGAAACAUAGUCAUAUACUCCAAGUCAUAUACUGAGGAAAUACUGAGGAAACAUACUGAGGAGAUACUGCGCAAACAUAUGCUGAGAAGUCAGCACCUGGUCAGCAUGAACAAGAAAAAGAUGAGUGGGAGCAAGACACGCAAACAAGAAGCCCAGUCACCAGCUCCCUCUUCCAGCAGACAGGACUUGGAGUUUCAGGAUCCAGAGCCAGGGAAGAUACAGGAACUGUAUGCCCAAAUGGAUGACAUCCUGGAUAGGGUGACUCAAAACAACUUCCACCAAUCAAUGAAUGCAAUAACUGAGCUCACCAUGAACACAGAGGGCAGACUGAGGGCCAUAACUGACCUCAUAUAUGAGAGGGCCAUAGCACACCCUGCCAGCUCUGUGGUCUAUGCCAACAUGUGCCACUACCUCAUGGGGCUCAAAGUACCCACGGCUGCCGUACCAGGAGUGACACAAAAUUUCCGCAAGAUGCUUCUGAACCGAGUCAUGACAGACUUUGAGAACAUGGGGAGGGACAGUCAUGAAAUCUUGCAGAAGAAGAUGGACACCAUCACCAAGGAGGAGGAUGGCCAGCAACUGAGGGAAGAGCUGGAGGAGGUCAAGGCCAAGGUGCGGAGGCAGUCUCUAGGCAACAUCCAGUUCAUGUGCGAGUUGUACAGGUUGAAGAUGAUUACGGAGGCCAUCAUGCACGACACCAUCGUAAAGCUGUUGAAGAACCACGAGGAUGAUUCGCUGGAGUGUUUGUGCACCUUACUCUCCACCAUCGGCAAGGAAUUGGACUUUGAGAAGGCCAGGCCCAGAAUGGAUCAGUACUGCAACCAGAUUGAGAAGAUUGUGAAGAAUAGGACAAUCUCCCCCAGAAUCACAAGCAUGCUGCAAAAUGUGCUGGAUCUCCGAAAGACAGAAAUACCCCAGCUUGCUGAAAAGAUGGAGAAGACCAGACUGCAAGCUGACGAUCACACUGGACCUGCAGAUACGGAACCUCUUUUGCGGCCUCAUUAUAAGUCAUCACCCAUGAAGAAACAGGAGCUGAUUAGCAUAUUUACACCACUACAGGAGAACGUAUGUCCUCAUGAUGAUAAACUGAAAGCUGAAGACCAUGAGACAGACUCUGCAGGGAGGGCUGCAGCAGGGCGGGCUACCAAGAAGAAAAAGGUUAUUGUGCCCUUUAAAACAUGCCAGCAGAUAAUCCAGGAGAGAGAGGAGGAGCUACAGAAACUGAGACAGGAAGUGGAGUCUCUAAAGUGCUUAUCUCAGGCUACACUGGAGGACGGUGAGAGGUUCUUCACCAAAUUGAUUGAGACAAGGUGCUCAGAGGUGAGAGAGCGGAUCCAAGCAAAAGAGAAGGAGAUGGUGAGUGAGGCUGAGGGACUCAUACAGACACUUGAGCAGGAGCUUGAUGAGCUGAAGAGGACUGAAACAGAGGGUAGGCAGCUUCCACACAUAGAGGACGUCCCCCAUUUCUUCCAGAAAUUGCCCAGCAUCACUGAAGCUUUUGGAAAAGUGAAGAGGAUAUAUGCCACUAAACUCCAAAAGCUAUUUGAAAAUACCUCCAAGAGACAAUUUAAGAUGUUUUAUGAAAUAGUUGAAGAAAUGCUGGAACCAUACAGUAAGCAUUACCAUUACAGCACAAUUGGCCCAAUUUUUUUAAAGGGGCAAUCGGGGGCAACAACUCGUCAACCUGCCACUUUUUGGGCCAUCACUUCUCUUGACAGACAGGAGGUGGAAGAAAAGGACCUGGAGGACUUUGUGGACCUAGAUACAGUGAAGACAGAGGAAAUAUAUGCACAAAUGGAUGACAUCCUGGACAGGCUGACUCCUAAGAACUUCCAUCAGUCGAUGAAGGUAGUGAGUGCAUUUACCAUUGACACAGAGGACAAACUCAAGGGCUUUAUUGACCGCAUAUAUAAGAAUGCCAUUAAAUACCCUACCUACGCUGAUGUCUACGCCAAGGUGUGCCACCAUCACCAACUCAUGGGGCUGAAAAUACCCGGAGUGACAGUACCUUUCCGCAAGCUGCUGCUGAACCGAUGCCAGAAGGGCUUUGAGAAAGACAAUAGUAAGAUCUUAAAGGAAAUGCAGCGAGAACUGGACGCGAUCACUGAGAAGGAGGACCAACAGCGACUGAGGGAGGAGCUGGAGGAGACGAAGGCAGAUGGGCAGCGGGAGUUGCUAUGCAACAUCAAGUUCAUGUGCGAGUUGUUCAAGCUAAAGAUGAUUAUGGAGGCUGUCAUGCACAACUGCAUUGUAAAGCUACUAAAGAAUGGUGAUGAUGGUUCACUGGAGGGCCUGUGCACAUUACUCUUCACCAUCGGCAAGGACUUAGAGGAGGAUUCUCAGGAGGCUGAGCCCAGAAUGGAUCAGCACUACAGGCAGAUUGUGGUGAUCAUUAAGAAAAAGAGGACGUCCCCCAGAAUCCGCUACAUGCUGUGUGACGCGAUGGACCUCAGAGAGCUCAAUUUGGGGAAAAAUAAAGACAAUUGAAGCCAAGAACCAGAUGUUUUCUAUGAGGUUAAAUGAUGUCCCGUGUAGCUCAGUUGGUAGAGCAUGGCGCUUGCAACGCCAGGGUUGUGGGUUUGAUUCCCAAGGGGGACCCGUAUGAAAAUGUAUGGACUCAAUACUGUAAGAUGCUCUGGAUAGGAGCAUCUGCUUAAUGACUUAAAUGUAAAUGUUAAAACACACAUCGAUCACAUUGGAAAAUUAUAUUGAAAUAUUGAUAGUUCAUAAUAAUUGAGUCAUAAGAUGUACCGUAUCCUACAAUAAAUUCAUUUUUUUCCUCUGCAAA
Salmo salar (Atlantic salmon) is the source of this 3176-nucleotide messenger RNA. RefSeq lists its product as uncharacterized. Gene Ontology annotation, cellular component: eukaryotic translation initiation factor 4F complex. The record is from RefSeq and is a predicted model, not a curated record. Gene Ontology annotation, molecular function: translation initiation factor activity; protein binding; mRNA binding. NCBI's taxonomy places the organism in Eukaryota, Metazoa, Chordata, Actinopteri, Salmoniformes, Salmonidae.